GAUUUUUAAACAAAUUAAUUAAUCAACGUUUUUUAGUAUGAAGUUACUAAGAAUUAUUCUUCUAAGGUGUCUACUUAGUUUAGUAGAGCUAGAACUAGAAGCCUACCAACUAUACUGUAUCUGAUUAUUAAACUAUAGGAACAUAAGAAGACGUUCAAACAUGAUGUCUACAAAGAGAGAGAAAGAAACAGUAAAGAGAAAUGUCUUUCCAGAAAGCAAAAGAAGAAAAAUAAGCAUGCUAUGACAGGACCCCUAUGCUGCUCUGUUUUACUCACAAUAAGACUUAUUCACAGAGCCUCCUUUCUUCUGCACCCUUACUGCAUCUGUACCCAAUACACGACACACACCUUCUUAUUCAAUAUUUUUCUUUAUUUAUAUAUUGUAGAUUUAUAUUAAAGACAUGGAAACAAUUAAGAGACACAUAUGAAAUUGCGUAGUAAACAGUAAAAAAGUGUUUGUCCUCCACAUUAAUCCCCUGAUCUUAACCUGAUGAACUAAGAUGGUGAUUUGAGGUGAUUUGGGAUGAGCUGGAGCUUCACAGCGUGAAGCAAAAGCAGCAGCUAUUGUUCAGCACCUCUAGAAACUCCUUCAAGACGCUAAGAAAAGAAAUUCAGGUGACUCUACCUCAUGAACAUUACGAUUAAAAUAUCAAGAGUGUGCAGAUCUGUCCUAAGAAGAAUCUAAAGUAUAAAACCAAUUCUGGUUUGUUUAACACUUUUUGUUAAGGCCGAGGUAAUAGAAAAUAAGCGUGCAGCUCUUUAUUUACCUAAGAUAAACCCAUUGAAUCCACUGUAAAGGGCAGUAAAGAUUUUACUGCUUCAGUUUAACAUAAGUACUAAUUGUCCCAGUUGUUUAACUGUUUGGAACAGGUUGUUUUUUGAGUGUGUUUACAGUGAGAAUGAGGAUACACACCCCCUCCAAAAAGACCAAAAGCUCGCAAAAAUAGAGCAAUUUCGUCUGACUGGCUGUUAUCAGUGAUCUGAGUGUUUACUGGAAGGAAGGGUUUGUACACUCUUUGUGCACUGGUGGAUGACCAGAGGAGUCAGGGUUACGUGUCUGCCUGUACAGGCACACACUUUACCCACCACUGCUGACCUGACCUCAACACCAGGAUUCCAGAUCCAGACAGGAGGAUACACCUCUACAGACCGGGGGAUCAAUACCUGAUACAGAAUGGAGGUGAAGGUGUAUGUUGAAGGAAUCCAGCGCAUUGUUUGUGGAGUCACUGAAAACACAACAUGUCAAGAAGUAGUCAUUGCUUUAGCUCAAGCUCUGGGACGCACCGGACGCUACACUCUGAGGGAGAAGUUCAAAGAGUACGAGCGCAAUGUGACUCCUGAUGAGCGUCUCUUAGGGUCCCUGGAGAAGUACGGUCAACAAGCCAGGGAGGUCCAGCUCACCCUGCAGCACUUAGGCCCCUCUCUAGGGGACUGGACAAACAAGCCGAGGGCUCAACUGAGACGAGCCGAUGUAGGGGGGAGGGUACGGAGGGGCAGUGGUGUGACCGGCCUGCACAGGCAGAGCCUGCCACCACUGUCUCGUCUACGGAUGAACUCUGAGCCUCCCCCAGAGGAUCUGAAGAGACCCAAGAGGAAGUCGCUGACGCUAAUGGAGGAAGCGUGGGGCUGGCUGGAGAAUCUGGGCAGAAGCGGGAAGCAGCAAUUAGGACGAGAUAAGGGGAAAAGCAAGGAGGACGAUAAAGGAGAUAACCACAGGGAUAAAGUGUCGGUCAAAGUGGGCAAAAUUCCUCUGGCCUCUGGGGAACCACAGGGUAGAGACAAGAAAGAGAAAAACAGAGCAGAAAACACAGGGAUAAUCAGUUGUCUCGGAAAGCACAGAAGAGAGGAUAAGGACAAGGAGAUAUUUGGCCAAAAAGAGGACGAGAAACAGAAAAGUCUAAAAAAGGAUCAAAGCUUUGACACUGUGGAUCAACCAGAGUUGACGACAAUCCCUCAGGAGAGAUCCAUUGACAGGGGGCAGGACAAAGCAGCAGAACUGGAACUGAGAAGGUUGGUCAUCCAACAGCAGGCCAGUCUAAGGGAACUCAAGUUUAAAGUACAGUCAACUGAUGAGCAAAUCUGUCAGCUUGAAAAGCAGCUUGAAGAAAAGCAGUCAACGUCCGAGCUUUCCGAAGACGAGGAACAGGUCCAGUUCUGGCUCAACGAACUCAAGGCGGAAGAAGGCUACGAAAAAGACUUGCAGAGGCAGUUCCUGGAGCUGAAGGAGAAAGCUGUAGAGUGCAAAAACAAGUUAGAAGAUUACAAACGCAAGCUGCAAACCCAGGCAACGGACCUGACAACCCUGAGAACGUCCGACUGCCAGCAAACAAAGUCCCAUGAUGAAGCCUCUAAAGGAACAACAGCAAAACCAUUGGAGCCAGAUGAUGCAUCUUCAGCAAAAGAAGGUAAAGCAGCAGUUGAAGACCCAAAGAGAGACAGUAAAGACAAGACUGUGAUCACAAGUGUGGAACCAAAACUACCUUAUAUCUUAGUGUCUGCAAAUCAGAUUUCAGAGUCACACCUGAGUGGCCCUGCUGAGCUAAGAGAAUGGUGGACUCGAUGGACUGAGGCUCAGACACAAAGCUCAAGUUCUAGGUCGAAAACUGUGCACCGUUCAGAAAUAACAAUACACCUGGGGAGCACAAAGGUCUAAAGGGAAUAAUGGGUGAAAGUUUUGACUUUUGACUGAAGGAAUCACGGUCAAAAGUGUUUGUGUGAUUAUGUUUCACCAGAAUUGACGUCGUUCCGGUAAAAUGUUCGGAAAACUGAAAACCACUUUCAAGUAUUUUCAACAAAAGUUUGCUUAGGACAACUGGUUUGACAAUCUGGGGUGGUAAAUCCAGGCAAAUACAGGUGCAUCUCAAAAGGUGAUCUAUUUUAAGCAUUUAUUUAUUAAAUUGUUGAUUAUGUCUUACAGCCAAUGAAAACCCCAAAUCAGUGUCUCAGAAAAGCACAGUGGACCAGCACCAGCAGAUGACAUGACUCUCCAAACCAUCACUGAUCAUCAGUAAAUUUAGCAUUUCAUUUGUAAAUCAAGGAACCAGAGUCUGGAGGAAGAGUGGAGACACACACAGUCCAAACUGCUUGGGGUCUAGUGUGAAGUUUCCACAGUCAGUGAUGGUUUGGUUGGAGAGUCAUGUCAUCUGCUGGUGUUGAUCCACUGUGUUUUAUUAUCAAGUCUAAAGUCAGUGCAGUUUUGUUUCCCCCCAAAAUCUUAAAGCACUUCAUGCUUCCCUCUGCUGACAACUUUUACAAAGAUGCAGAUUUCAUUUUCCAGCAAUUGUACCAAUUGGUCUUACACUGUAUAAUAUUCUAAUUUUCUGAGACCGUGAUUUUUGGGUUUUAACUGGCUGUGAGCCAUAAUCAACAAUAAUAAAUAAAUCCUUAAAUAGAUCACUCUGUAUGUAAUACAUCUACAUAAUGAGUUUCACAUUUUUAACUGAAUUACUGAAAGUAACCAUUCCAUAAUAUUCUAUUUUUUAAAGAUGCAUCUGUAUGUCCCACUUUUAUGCCUCAGGUUAUCUCUGUAAGCAUUUUAACAAGUUAGCAAUGUUACCAGUUCCAGUUAAUAAAAUGCAUAAUGCAGCACUGAAACAUG
This is a messenger RNA of Astyanax mexicanus (Mexican tetra), 3597 nucleotides long. It is a transcript of the gene rassf11, whose product is annotated as Ras association domain family member 11. The transcript is spliced from 3 exons. NCBI's taxonomy places the organism in Eukaryota, Metazoa, Chordata, Actinopteri, Characiformes, Acestrorhamphidae. The record is from RefSeq and is a predicted model, not a curated record. Bases 1174 to 2652 code for a protein of 492 amino acids.